This is a messenger RNA of Rubroshorea leprosula, 907 nucleotides long. NCBI's taxonomy places the organism in Eukaryota, Viridiplantae, Streptophyta, Magnoliopsida, Malvales, Dipterocarpaceae. The record is from the annotation of a GenBank genome assembly.
AGCUGCUAGGCUCUUUGCAGGUUGGCGAACCUAGUUUGGGUUCUUCACGGAACGCUUUUGUUGGGUUCACAGAACCCAGUUGUUGGGUUCACAGAACCCAGUUGUUGGGUUAGUGGAACCCAGAUCUGGAUUCCGCGAUGCUUGGUUCGCGGAACCCAGAUCUGGGUUCCGCGAAGAACCCAGUUGCUGGGUUCGCGAAACCCAGAUCUGGGUUCCGUGAGGAACCCAGUUGCUGGGUUCGCAGAACCCAGUUUCUGGGUUCCUUGAUUGCUGGGUUCAAGGAACAUUGCUGGGUACUUCCAAGAAGGAAGUUGAAUAGGACACCUGGAAAGAUUGGAACAGCUUACCUUCAGGCACCUGGGUUCUUUUCUUUUCUUUACCUUCAGGUGAACCCAAGAGCUGGGUUCGUCCUGACCCAGGUAUCUGGGUUCAACGCAAACCCGCAAGCUGGGUUCCUCGCGAACCCAGGCUCUUGGGUUCGCCUGGAGGUAAAAGGAAAAAAAGAAAAAAAAAGAAAGGCGGAGGACGUGGAGGGUGAUGUGGCAGGUGUCAUAAGGUAUGCAACAGCAGAUGAUCAACCACACUGCUUUCGAGAUUGCCUGAAGAACCACUGUCAACAUCCAGAAAAUCCGGGAGUAUGUACCCAGCAAUGUGUUAGAGAAUGUCUUCCUCCGAGUCCUUCCAGUGCUAGUGCUGUUUACUAUUGCAACAUCGGGUGUUCCCUUGACCAGUGUACCAAGUUUGGCAAUGAUGUGAGGAAAGUUGGGAGCUGUAUGGACAAUUGCAUUAGUAAUUUCUGCAACAAGCGCUUUUAGUCUCUUGGAUAUGUUCCUAUAUAUGUAUGUAUGGUUAAAAGGAAAUUUGAAUGCAAUGCUAUAAAAUAAUUAAAUAAAGUUGUCUAUUUUAA